This is a messenger RNA of Phymastichus coffea, 2770 nucleotides long. Its product is annotated as sodium- and chloride-dependent glycine transporter 1-like. Bases 623 to 2764 code for a protein of 713 amino acids. NCBI's taxonomy places the organism in Eukaryota, Metazoa, Arthropoda, Insecta, Hymenoptera, Eulophidae. The transcript is spliced from 10 exons. Gene Ontology annotation, cellular component: membrane. Gene Ontology annotation, biological process: sodium ion transmembrane transport. The record is from RefSeq and is a predicted model, not a curated record.
CGGCGGCAGCAGCGGCAGGAGCAGUAAUAUCGAUCGACCUCCGUGGCGCGCCAGCACCAAGCGAGCUUUCACUCGUUCUCGCAGUCGGCGCUUGGCCGGGCGCACGAGCGCGACUUUUUCCUUCCUUCUUCUCUCCAUUUGUACACUCUUCAAUUUGCUACAAGUGUGUGUACGUUUUAAUAUGACAACGUGCAUGUGUCGUCAUCGAAGUGUGCUAGUGCGAGCGUCAAAUAAAUAGCUAAGUGGUGUUGAUACGAAAAAGAGAAAAAGUGCACUGUUGAGAAAAGAGAGACACAACCGGCCGGCCAGCAGCUGAUCGGCGCGCGCAGCGGUUCAUUCAAGGUCGCGAUGGAAGUGCCUUCUGCAAGGUCAGCUAUAUACACGUAGCAUCACCAUCAUCCUCGAGGGCUGGCUACAUUCCUAUCUUUCUUAACGUCGAACGCAAAGGAUGUGCGGCGAAUACGGCGAAGCUGACGUUACUGUUCUCGUUACUUUUGAGUCGACUUUCUCGCUGGGCGAGAGAUGAAAAGGAGAAGACUGCUACACAUUGACGAUCACCCUUAAUUAUACACACACACACACACGCACACGCACACUACACAAACAAGCGCGACAAGUUAACAUGGAAGAUUCAUCGCCGAGGAUACGCCCUUACCUUGAUUGCUGGGACAACGAGGACAAGUAUUCGGUGGCAAAUAGCCAAGCUCCUCUACAGGCUGGUGAGGACGAGCAUCCAGAACGUGGCACAUGGACCGGCAAAUUUGACUUCUUACUGUCAUUGCUCGGAUACAGUGUCGGCCUUGGUAAUGUCUGGAGGUUUCCCUAUCUGUGCUACUCCAACGGCGGUGGUGCCUUUCUCAUACCCUUUACCGUCAUGCUUGUCAUUGCCGGGCUGCCUUUAAUGUUUAUGGAAUUGUCGCUUGGUCAGUAUGCAAGUUUAGGACCAGUGGCCGCUUACAAAAGAUUCUGCCCGCUACUACGUGGACUCGGUUACGGUAUGGUACUUGUCAGCUCGGUGGUCAUGCUCUACUAUAAUCUCAUCAUCGGAUGGACUCUAUUCUAUAUGUUCGCCUCGGUUGCUGAGAUGGGCGAGUUGCCGUGGAACAAAUGCGAGGAAGAAUGGAGUACACUGGAGUGUUUCAUGCCCGAAGUCGCAUUGCAAUGUAUGAGUCAGAAUAUGACUUACUACGAGCGAAAAUGCCUCAACUCCAGCCAAUUAGCGACUCUUGGGAUUACUGAGGUGAAUCUUACCCACGCCCACGCAGUCAGGAAGCCACCCGCAGAGGAGUACUUCAAUAAUCACGUGCUUCGGCUGAGCCGUGGAAUUGAAGAAACCGGCACAAUAAGUCCAAAGAUGGCUGGUUGUUUGUUUCUUGCUUGGGUUAUCGUCUUCCUCUGCUUAAGCAAGGGCGUCCAAAGCUCCGGCAAAGUAGUUUACUUCACAGCUCUCUUUCCAUACGUCGUUCUGAUCGCUCUGUUCGUGAGAGGUAUACUGCUACCCGGCGCAAAUGAGGGUAUUUUGUUUUACUUGACACCCGACUGGAAGCGACUUGCCUCGGCAAAAGUAUGGGGCGACGCCGCCGUACAGAUAUUCUUCGCGUUGAGCCCAGCUUGGGGUGGCUUGAUCACACUCAGCUCGUACAACAAGUUCACCAAUAAUUGUUACAAAGACUCACUGAUCGUGGCAAUCAGUAAUAUCGCCACCUCAUUCUUCGCGGGGCUCGUCAUUUUUUCCGUCAUUGGUUUCCUCGCACAUGAACUGGAUGUGCCCGUCGCUCAGGUUGUCGAUCAAGGCGCUGGGCUUGCCUUUAUUGUUUAUCCCGAGGUCGUGUCAAGACUGCCAGUAGCACCACUUUGGUCAGUGCUGUUCUUCGUGAUGCUGCUAACUCUGGGAUUAGACUCGCAGUUUGCCCUAAUGGAGACUGUAACCACUGCUAUCUUGGACGGAAUACCAGCUCUUAGGAAUUACAAGUUCUGGGUGGUCCUUGGCUGUGCCAUCUUCGGCUAUGCUGGUGGACUCAUCUUUACUACCAACGCUGGCAUGUAUUGGUUACAAUUGAUGGACAAGUACGCAGCAAAUUGGUCGGUUCUUCUCAUUGCCAUAAGCGAAUGUAUUCUGGUUGCGUGGGUGUAUGGCGCUGAUCGUUUUCUGGACGACGUGCAACAAAUGAUUGGCGUGCGUGGGCGCUGUUGGCGAAUAUUUUGGAAGUCCAUGUGGAAGAUCGUCACACCAGCGACUUUAUUCUUUAUAUUGUUUUUCAACUGGGUGGAAUACGAACCACUCACUUAUGGAACUUAUAUCUAUCCAAGAUGGGCGGAUGCCGUCGGAUGGGCUGUUGGUCUCGUGCCUGUUCUUGUCAUUGUUGGCCUUGCUAUUAGUCAACUAUUAGCAAGCAAACGUCAACGACUAGGUUACGAGGACGAAGAUGAGAACGAUGACCUUCGUGGUGGUAAUGCUUCGGAAAGUGUGUGGAAGCGAGCGAGAAAACUCUUACAACCGACUUCGGAUUGGGGUCCUGCUUCUCGAAAUCCCCUCACGCCGUCGAGGACGCUGCCACACACACCCUCACCCGUGAAAACAAUAUCCGCAGGAGGUGGUUGCGGUUAUGAGUCAGUAUGCGACACAAUAGUCUUGGUAAAUGGUCAGCCUAUGACGGUACAGGGUGCAGCCGUCAACAAUCCAGCUUCAUCGCAAAAAUUACCGGGCCCAUCGAUACUCAAGAAUUCGAGCAAGACCGACUUGAUAACUUCUCAACAAGUCUGACAAGAG